Molecule: messenger RNA, 2262 nt
Organism: Pediculus humanus corporis (human body louse)
Lineage: Eukaryota; Metazoa; Arthropoda; Insecta; Psocodea; Pediculidae
Exons: 12
Coding region: 1-2262 (753 amino acids)
Biological process (GO): post-translational protein targeting to endoplasmic reticulum membrane; SRP-dependent cotranslational protein targeting to membrane
Cellular component (GO): Sec62/Sec63 complex
Molecular function (GO): RNA binding; transmembrane protein transporter activity
Source: RefSeq, a predicted model, not a curated record
AUGGGAGGACAGAAAUUUCAGUAUGAUGAAAGCGGAGGAACCUUUUUUUAUUUUUUACUCUCUUUUCUUGCUUUAUUGUUAAUUCCCGGUACAUAUUAUUGGUGGCCGAGAAAAGAAAAAGAAGAUCCAAACGAAGUGGAAAAACAGUGCAAAUGUCCUCUUUGUCAACGAAAAAAAAUAAUUUUGUCACAAGAUCAACCAUGGAAAAAAACAAAAGAAUAUGCAGUGAAAUCUGUAAUUAUAUUAGGGUGGGUAGUCCUUGUAGUAUUGGCAUACAGAGUUUCUCAAUUUGAUUAUGAAAUGGCCAAUUUUGAUCCAUAUGAAAUUCUCGGAAUUCCACUUGGAGCAUCUGUCCAGCAAGUUAAAAAAGCUUAUAAGCAGCUUUCAUUAAUUUACCAUCCUGAUAAAGCCACAGGAAAUGAAAAAAUGUUUAUGAAGUUAACAAAAGCUUAUCAGGCUUUAACGGAUGAAGAAGCCAAGCGAAAUUUUGAAAAAUAUGGUAAUCCAGAUGGACCUGGAGCCAUGUCAUUUGGAAUAGCUCUUCCAUCUUGGAUUGUCGAAAAAAAGAAUUCUGUUUGGGUUCUCGGUUUAUAUGCUUUAGUAUUUAUGGUUGCUUUGCCUACAGUUGUAGGGAUGUGGUGGUAUACUAGUAUAAGAUAUUCUGGUGAUCAAGUGUUGCUUGAUACCACACAAAUGUAUUAUUAUUUAUUUCAUAAAACGCCUAGUAUGCCCCUAAAAAGGGUUAUUAUGAUAUUAGGAGCUAGUUUAGAAUUUGAAAAAAAAUAUAAUAAUGAAAUAGUUGAAAGACCAACGGAUGAUAUAGAAGUUCCACAGUUAAUAAGGCAGUUUACCUAUUUGGGUGAAAAAAACAAAGAAAAACCGUUAUGUUAUCCUUAUUCUAUAAAGGCGAGAGCUUUAUUACAUGCUCAUUUAUCUAGAAUGUCUCUUAAUCCUUUAACAUUAGAUAGGGAUAGAAUGUAUAUUGUUAAAAAAUGUCCAUAUUUGAUUCAGGAAAUGGUGAGCUGCGUCUCUCAAUUAAUUUUAAUGGCUUACGCCAAAAGAUUAAAAAAUUUAAUAUUUAUUGAAACCGUGGAAAACGUUAUGAAACUCUGUCCAAUGAUAGUUCAAGGUUUAUGGGAAUUCAAAAGUCCGUUACUUCAAUUACCUCACAUAACGGAAGAUCAUCUUAAAUUUUUUUUUUCUAAAAAGAGGUCUAUAAAAACUAUACAGCAAUUAGCCCAAUUAAAAUCGGAUGAAAGAAGAAACAUUCUUAAAAUUUUGUCUGACGAACAAUAUGAAGAUGUUAUGAAAGUUAUGGGUAAAAUGCCUUACAUUGAAUGCAAAGUGAGAUGUGAAGUUAUCGACGAUGAAGCAACUACUGUAUACACAGCAGGAGCUAUUGUCACUGUAACGGUAAAUUUAAUACGGCGUGAUAUGAGUACUUUGUUUGGUGAUGAUAGUCUUAAUGAAGAAACAAUAGAUGAGACUGAAAACAAGGAAGAAAAAGAACCGCAAAAUGUUGUGAAAAAGCCUAUUUGGCAAAAGCAAAACAAAAGGAGUAAAAAUGUUAAAAAUAAAAAACACACGAAAAAAACCUCCAAGUCUACUUCUGGUUCUGGUAUGGCCUCGAAAGGCGCCGGCGAAAACGGAAGUGUUGUUAAUAAUAAAGUUAAUACAGAUAAUAUUAAAAAAGAAAAGGAAAAAGAAGCGGGUGAUAGUGAAAGCGGUCUUAGCGAUGACGGAGAUCAUAGUGAUGAUGAAGAUAAUGAAAAUGACCAGGGUGACAAAAAGGAUUCAUCUUUAGAAGAUGAUGAUGUAGAAUGGGAAAGACUUCAAACCAAAAUCACUAAACGUGACAAGGUGCUGGAAGGGAAAAGCAAAUUAUCUCAUACAGUUCAUUGCCCAUACUUUCCACAAGUGAAACAAGAAUAUUGGUGGGUGUAUGUUUCGGACAGAAAGUCUAGAACUUUAUUGACGGCUCCCUACCAUGUCACGGCCUUAGUUCAUGAAGAAACCGUGCAAUUAAAAUUUACGGCCCCUAAAUGGCCAGGACUUUACACAUUCGCAGUUUGCCUUCGUAGUGAUUCCUACUUAGGAGCAGAUCAAAUGCAUGACAUUAAGCUCGACGUGAAAGAAGCUCCGGAAGUUCCUAUCGAACAUCCUCAAUGGCAUAAUGUUUCAGAUAUUGAAGAAGGGAAUGAAGGAGACAAUUUUGAUAUUAGUGAAUUUACAACGGACGAAGACAUCGAAGAUCAAGAUUAA